Molecule: messenger RNA, 803 nt
Organism: Drosophila yakuba
Lineage: Eukaryota; Metazoa; Arthropoda; Insecta; Diptera; Drosophilidae
Gene: ATPsynC
Product: ATP synthase lipid-binding protein, mitochondrial
Exons: 4
Coding region: 154-570 (138 amino acids)
Biological process (GO): proton transmembrane transport; proton motive force-driven ATP synthesis
Molecular function (GO): proton transmembrane transporter activity
Source: RefSeq, a predicted model, not a curated record
UUAUUUUCACCACCCGCCGGCGGCCACACUGAGCACCCCCCAAAAGUCAGCGAAAUUGUCAAAUUCGUUUUACUGUUGUGAAGGGUUUGUUCGAAAGCCGUGCGCUAGCUUCAAUUUUGUCGUAAGCAAAACAAAAAGGAAAAUCAACCAAAAAUGUUCGUGUCGACAGUCUCUCGCAUUGCCCCCGUUGCCAGGAUCGCCCUCCUCGCCAACUCCAAGCAGUACUUGCGACCAUUGAGCAGCGCCAUCAUCAGCCAGAGCCAGACUUUGGCCGCUCAGAACACAACCCCCGUUGCAUUGCUGCCACAGAUCAGGUCAUUCCAGACCUCGCCAGUCACGCGUGACAUUGACUCGGCCGCCAAAUUCAUUGGCGCUGGUGCCGCAACAGUCGGUGUCGCUGGAUCCGGUGCUGGUAUCGGAACAGUAUUCGGUUCCCUCAUCAUCGGCUACGCCAGGAACCCAUCGCUGAAACAGCAGCUGUUCUCCUACGCCAUUCUGGGCUUCGCCCUGUCCGAGGCCAUGGGUCUGUUCUGUUUGAUGAUGGCCUUCCUGCUGCUGUUCGCCUUCUAAGCGCGCCUGCUGCACAUCGAUUGCUCGUCCUUGUUUCCUGCAAUCGGGCGUGUGCGCGAGUCGCAUGCGAACGAGAAUAGCAACCAAACAACACUUCAAACAAACAACAACCAGAACAAGCAACACCAACGUUCGUUUUCGAUUAUUAAUGAUAAAAUGAUUGAUUGAUUGAUUGAUAGCAAACAAGAACAUCCUGUACCACUAUCUAAUUAUAAAUACCAACAACCACAUAA